Trichomonas vaginalis G3 is the source of this 348-nucleotide messenger RNA. RefSeq lists its product as uncharacterized. Bases 1 to 348 code for a protein of 115 amino acids. The record is from RefSeq and is a predicted model, not a curated record. The transcript has a single exon. NCBI's taxonomy places the organism in Eukaryota, Parabasalia, Trichomonadida, Trichomonadidae.
AUGAAAUCUGUUCCAUACGUAUGUUAUGGUAAUUGUUUAUACAUUGAGUCUAAAAUAGCUAAUGUCACAGGCAUUUCAGGAGUUAAUAGUAAAGGUUCAGUAGAAUAUAAAUCCUUCUGUUAUGCAGUCAAUUCAAUGUUCAUUCCAAACGUUCCUGUCAUAGCAACUCAUUUAGGUAAAUGGGUUCGCAUUAGUCCUCAUAAUUUGAAAGACAUGCAAUUCAGACUUGUUGACUUUCAAGGAGAGCCUGUAGAACUGAAGGCACCAGUGCGAAUGACUGUUGAAGUUGACUUUUUAGAAAAUAUUAAAUGCAACAGCUUACAAGAGAACUCAGAGCUAAAAAUAUAA